Molecule: messenger RNA, 476 nt
Organism: Salvelinus sp. IW2-2015
Lineage: Eukaryota; Metazoa; Chordata; Actinopteri; Salmoniformes; Salmonidae
Product: nuclear respiratory factor 1
Biological process (GO): regulation of transcription by RNA polymerase II
Cellular component (GO): nucleus
Molecular function (GO): DNA-binding transcription factor activity, RNA polymerase II-specific; RNA polymerase II cis-regulatory region sequence-specific DNA binding
Source: RefSeq, a predicted model, not a curated record
GGGACCGCCGAGCUUCAGCUUCGGUGUGUUUUCGGGCUGGCUGUUCUUUGUCCUCCAUUAGAGCUCGGAUUCCCAGGCCCAUCGUACGGCGCAGGCCCGAAGUAGCGCAGCCGCUCUGAGUUAGUGUUUGAGGCUAGCACCACGCCAUGGAGGACCACAACGUUCACCAGACCGAGCACAUGACCACCAUCGAGGAGCACGCCGUGCAGCAGGUACAUGUGGCCACGUACACAGAUCACAGCAUGCUGAGCGCCGACGAGGACUCGCCCUCAUCCCCUGACGACGACGUCUAUGAUGACUCAGACAUUCUUCACUCGGCCGGCAAUGACCAGAUGACCGCGCACCUGGCAGCCGCAGGCCCAGUAGGCAUGGCUGCAGCUGCUGCCGUAGCAACGGGCAAGAAACGCAAGAGGCCCCACAUCUUCGAGUCCAACCCGUCCAUCCGCAAGAGACAACAGACACGCCUUCUGAGGUGA